This is a messenger RNA of Pieris macdunnoughi, 423 nucleotides long. The record is from the annotation of a GenBank genome assembly. Lineage: Eukaryota; Metazoa; Arthropoda; Insecta; Lepidoptera; Pieridae.
AUGUCGGCGUUGCUACUGAUAUUUUUAACAGUCGUCCCAUUUGGAUAUGGGGCAAAGGAAAAACCGGAGCUUAGCGACGAAAUCAAAGAAAUAAUAGAGCAUAUUCACAACGAAUGCGUCAGUCAGACCGGGGUGGCUGAGGAGGAUAUAGCAAAUUGUGAAAACGGCAUAUUUAAGGAGGACAACAAAUUGAAGUGCUAUAUGUUUUGCCUAUUGGAGGAAGGGAGCCUUGUUGAUGAUGAAGAAAACGUCGAUUAUGACAUGAUGAUAAGCCUCAUACCUGAACAAUAUACUGACAGGGUCACUAAAAUGAUAUCUACCUGCAAGCAUUUAGAUACAAAAGACAAAAAUAAAUGUCAAAGGGCGUUUGAUGUGCACAAAUGUUCAUACGAUCGUGAUCCCAACUUCUACUUCCUAUUUUAA